This is a messenger RNA of Myotis daubentonii (Daubenton's bat), 3986 nucleotides long. It is a transcript of the gene GOLM2, whose product is annotated as golgi membrane protein 2. Lineage: Eukaryota; Metazoa; Chordata; Mammalia; Chiroptera; Vespertilionidae. The record is from RefSeq and is a predicted model, not a curated record.
UUCCCCGCCCCCUAGGCUGAGGUGUGGGGCCGGAGGUGCGGGCAGUUAGGUUCUGUAGGUUCCUCUCCGCGGGCGUGGGGUGGUGUUCGAAGCCUCCAGAACGCGUCCCGGCAGGAUUUGAGGAGAGGGGGCGGGGAGGGGCUGGCGCCCCGCCCCCUUCUCCGGCUCGCGGGCGGGCGAGCGCGCUGGACCGCCCGCUCCCUCUCCCGGCCCUGGGGCCGCGUCCCCUAGGCAACUCCGCUGCCUCGGCCUGAGCUUCUGCCGGCAGGUGUCGGCGGCGAGGCCCCCCCUCCCCCCCACCACCGGGCACAGCCCGGUUCGUCCCCAUGGUGGGCUUCGGGGCCAACCGGCGGGCCGGCCGCCUGCCCUCCUUCGUGCUGGUGGUGCUGCUGGUGGUGAUCGCGAUCCUCGCCUUCAACUACUGGAGCAUCUCCUCCCGCCACGUCCUGCUUCAGGAGGAGGUGGCCGAGCUGCAGGGCCAGGUCCAGCGCACCGAGGUGGCCCGCGGGCGCCUGGAGAAGCGCAAUUCAGACCUCCUGCUUUUGGUGGACUCGCACAAGAAGCAGAUGGACCAGAAGGAGGCCGACUACGGCCGUCUCAGCAGCCGGCUGCAGGCCAGGGAGGGCCUGGGGAAGAGAUGCGAGGAUGACAAGGUUAAACUACAGAGCAACAUAUCAUAUCAGAUGGCAGACAUACAUCAUUUAAAGGAGCAACUUGCUGAGCUUCGUCAGGAAUUUCUUCGACAAGAAGACCAGCUUCAGGACUAUCGGAAGAACAAUACUUACCUUGUGAAGAGGUUAGAAUAUGAGAGUUUUCAGUGUGGACAACAAAUCAAGGAAUUAAGAGCACAGCAUGAAGAAAAUAUUAAGAAGUUAGCAGACCAGUUUUUGCAGGAACAAAAGCAAGAGGCCCCCAAGUUGGAAUUAAAAGAUGGAAAUGAAUUGGGUAUAAACAAUCAUGCAGUACCUAAAAAUGUUCCAAAAGUAGGUGAGAAGGCUGAAGAGAAGAAUGAAGAACCCUCAAACAACCAUAUUGCACAUGGGAAAGAACAAAUCAAACCAGGUGGUGAUGCAGGAAUGCCUGGAAUAGAGGAGAAUGACCUUGCAAAAGUUGAAGAACUUCCCAUUGUUUUAAAGAAACCCCCUAUUUCUAUUUCUCAAUAUGGUAGUCAUCAAGCAAUCUCCCAUCAUCCAACUGGACAACCUCUCUCUCCUAAUAUGGUUCCAGAUUCUCAUGUAAAUCAUAAUGGAAACCCUGGAACUUCAAAACAGAACCCUCCCAAUCUUCUUCAGCGUUUAAUUCCAGGCCCAAACUUGGAGAGUGAACCCAGAAUUCAAGGUGAUAUACUGAAGCAGGCUCCCAAGGAUAGAGCCGGUGAUUUCCAUAAGUUAAAGCAAAGCCGAUUCUUUGAUGAGAAUGAAUCCCCUGUUGAUCCGCAGCAUGGCUCUAAACUGGCGGAUUAUAAUGGGGAUGAUGGUAACGUAGGUGAGUAUGAGGCAGACAAGCAGGCUGAGCUGGCUUACAAUGAGGAAGAAGAUGGUGAUGGUGGAGAGGAAGACGUCCAAGAUGAUGAAGAACGAGAACUUCAAAUGGAUCCUGCAGACUAUGGAAAACGUUUAAAUGAUGUCCUUUAAAACCUAAAGGAAACUUUAGAAAACCUAAAGUGCUGUAAAAUGGAAUCAUUUCUACUUUGUCCUUUUUGACUUUUGUUGUAAAGAUCAGUUGUAUCAGUUAUAAAGAUACAGUGAGUUAAACUUAAGGAAAAAUUUAAUGAAGGAAUGUACCCAUGUACAUAUGUGCACUUUGUCAUAUUGUAUUAUUAAUGCAGAGACCUUUUUGGUUGUAUUACAGUUGAGCCAAAAACAAAGUAAACAAACUGUAGUCUUUGCGUUUAAAGCAAACUAAUAUAUAUUUUACAUUUUAUUGAGCCUAAUUCUUUACUCAAAUGGACAAACAGGAAAAAAUGGUUGUACAGUUUAUAUAAGUUGCACAUAACAUAACCACAGUGAGAAUAGUUAAUUCUUCAGCUUAAAAACUUUUUAUGCACUUAUUCUUGUUAACCCAACUGGUGUUCUGUUCCCACCCCUUAUCACAUGCUCUUCCGGGAAUUAUACCUACAAUAGUUAGAUAAAAAACAGGAACCUAGAAGCCAAACACUGGGCACCAUGUGUACAAAAUCACUUCCCUACUCCUUUUAUUUUACACUAGAGGCCUAGUACAUGAAAUUCAGAACUCGAGGAGGGGGUCCCUCAGCCCAGCUUGUGCCCUCUCGCAGUCCGGGAGUCCUUGGGGGAUGUCCGACAGCGGAGGCAGGAGAGGCACCCGCCACCGCUGUGGCGCUCGCCAGCUGUGAGCCCGGCUUCUGUCUGAGUGGAGCUCCCCCUGUUGUGGGAGUUCAUGGACCACCAGGGGGCAGCUCCUGCAUUGAGCGUCUUGCCCCCUGGUGGUCAGUGCACAUCAUAGCAACCAGUUGUUCUGCUGUUUGGUCAAUUUGCAUAUUAGCCUUUUAUUAUAUAGGAUGAGUGGUGGUGUGUUUUGGCAGGUAAGCUUUCAGGUGAGGCCUGGUGAAAGUUGAGAUAACCUGCAAAGACAUAAUAAUAUUUAUGAGUUAUACUUUACUUAGUUCAUGAACUUGUGAAAUGCAUGAUUGACAAUAUUUUUUUUUUCACAUAAUACCAGUACUGUUGAACUAUAAUCAGGACUGGCUAAAAUUUUUAAAUUUUCAGAGUUCAAGUUAGUGAAUAUAUUCAUGAUUUAAAUGCCAUAUUCUAAAAGAGGUUAAGUCAACUUUGAAUUGAAUCUGCAAUCAGUAUUUCAAAGCUUCUCUGGUAGUUUUAGUGAUAUUAUUUGACUAGACUUUUUCUGAAUUACUAAAUAAGGACUUUUAACAGAUUUUUAUUAUUGCACAGAUAAAUAGAAGUACAGUGAGGCCUACAGCCAUUUUAUUAAAGUAGCUUAAAAGUUUGUAAUAAAGAUGAAUCUUUGUAAUUAAUUAAAUGUUAGUUAAGAACCCAUAAACCUCAUAUUUGCUAAUUUUACAAAAUUAUUUUAAAUGCAUUUGUCUUUUUUUGACGCUUUUCAGUAGAAUAUGUAGCUAAUUCUUGUUUCCUGAGUUAAAACACUUCUAAAUCUAACCCUUCCACCCCCAAAAUAAAAAGUUUUGAUCAUAAGGAGAAAUUUAGGGAUGCUAACUUAACUUUGUGUUUCAGAAGGGUUACUGGUAAUUGCACAUAAACAUUAAAUGCUUUCUUCCCCCUGUACUCAGGUUCUAGCCAAAAUUCACAUUUAUAGAGAUUUUUUUUUUUAAAGAAAAGGUUAUCACUUAUUGGAGGUACAAAAAUUAUUAAACUUGGGUUCAGAAAUUAUUAAGUAACUAGGACAAGAUAUAGUGAUUUACUAAAAUUGUUUUUUCUACCAUAUCAAAGUAAGCAGUUCAUGCCUUUGCUAUGAGUAGAGUCAGGAUUAUAAAUGAAUUGGUAUGAUAGUUCAUGGAUUUUUUUAAAAAUGGAGUUAAAGGGAAUUAAUGUAUAACUUCUAGGUGUUAGAGUGGGAAGAUGAAUCUAAAACAUACUCCUAGAAAUACUUUGUUUAAUACUGUAAAAUUUUUGCAAAUGAAAACAGUGAAAUUUUCUGCCUUAGUUAUUUUGUCAUAAAAACAAUUAUUUGGUUGUAAGAUAGUUGUUACUUACACUGCAAAAUUUCUUCAGUUAGCAGUCUAUACAUUUUAUAAAAUGAGAAAUCUUGAACCAAUUGGUAAUAUUUCCAACUGUAUUCACAUUUAAACGCUAUAAAAUACCAUGUGAAUCUCUUAAAAUUCUGACAUUCUACAGUCUGUAUUAGACAUGCUGAUUUUAUAAUAUUUUACUUCUGCCUUAAGAUUUAGGUUUUUUAAAUGUAUUUUUGCCCUGAAUUAAGUGUUAAUUUGAUGAAAACUGCUUUUGAAAUCAUCACUGGGUUCUAAUAAAUUAAAAAUUAAACUUGUUUUA